ACAGUUCAUCAGGUAUGAUCUGAAGUGUAAUUAUCCAGAAAUCAGCCAGAUUUCCACAGGAGCUUGUCUUCAUGAAAAUGCAAGACUGCAGCUUCUCGAAAUUUAUAUAUGCACUCACGUUUUGAUGCUUUCCAGAGUCCAUUGAAAUACAUCACAGAGAUAUUUUCCAUCCCUGGUGGUUCCUGCAGUCGUGUUGAUAUAGACAACGUGAUUUCAAAGUCAAGUUUUUGUUGGGCUUGUGUUUGUGCUUGUGUUUGUCCGGUGCAGUGUUGGAACGGAUCAGCGAUGAUGUUACGUGACCGAGGAUUUGUGAGUUUUCUGCAUGUGGUUACAUGGCAACCACCGAUAAAUCAACAGUGUGGCUUCCUAGUUUGUUCGGUCUGUAGUUUUUGUGGUUUUCCUUCAUCGCAUGCACCACUUCCUUGCAGAGAAGAGAGUGCCAGUGAAAAAAAGUGUUCCAAGUGUUAGUUCUGGUCAGUGAGAAAACAUCAUAUGAACUGAUAGGGAGCCCCUAAAAAUGGCGGAUUACCUUUGACUUUCGAAGUCCACUAGUAGUGAGUAUCUACUAGUGGUUUUCUCCUGAGAUUUUGAUUCGCGUCCAAUCUGACGUCAUGUACAUGUAGAUGCUGCUGUGAGAUGUUCUAUUGUUCCCCCCCCCCGAGGAGAUCCUCUGAAGUGAAAGACAUCAAACACUGAGCAUCAACCUUCUUUCACGUUGUCGAAAAAAAUCUUCAAGUGGAGCUCAGUAAAAUGUUCUCGUCAUCUGUUGGUGGCUUCCCAGAACCCCUGUGGGAUGGUUGAUGCUUAGCCAAAGAAAUACUUUGAGCCCAAAUUUCAUCCCUCCCAAAUUGGCAUGGAGUUCUUGCACUGAAAUUGCCGUCAGCUCCUCUUGGGAGGAGCAGAAAUGAUUUGGUCCUGUCGGAAAUGGAAGAUCGACAUGCAGACGCCAAGUGCCACUAGCUCUUGAGAAUUGGAGAGGUUGUUUAUGCUUGUACAGUUGAGCCCUGAUAACAAAACACUUUCACUCAAAAGAAAAAACUCUUUUGGGUAAGCCUCUGGGGUUCCGUCACUGCUUUUCUGGAUUUAUUCUUCAGAUGAUGACGUGAAAAUUGUUUUGACAAGACUCUGAAUUGAGCAACGAAAUGUGACGUUCAACAGGAUGUCCGGUGAGGAGGUAAACAGCAAAAAAAGUUGAGGAAAACAAAGCACGUGUGUUCCUACCUGUAGGUCUUCACAUUUACAAUGAACUCCCUCAGAAUGGUUUUGAGAAUGCUUGGUGACACCGAAUGAGAGUGGAACAAUAACUUUGCUGCACCGAGUUAUUAGAAGUAGACUUCAUUGUGGCAGGUGGGUUCCACUGUGCCAUUUUUUUAUGGAUAUUGUCCUGUCUGCCGGUAUCGGUACAAGUUUGAAAUUUGCGUUCGGGUAUUGCAGUUGGCAUUCAGGACCGCAUCAUCUGUGGGCGGGGAGUACGGCCAUUUUGAAGGAGAAUGCUGCUCCUUACUAUCCCUUUGUGUACAUGUGCGCGAGUUUGCCCUUCAGACAUUGUGUGAAACUCAUAUAUAAUGGUAUAUGUGGAUUCAUAAUGGAUGUGGGUAUUUACAAAGAGCUGUCACUGAGAAAGCCUUUGAUGGUGCUGUCUAUUUAAUACAGAAGGACUUCUUUAGUUUCUGCGUAGGGGCUGGAAUCCGAUAACAAGUCCAGUGAACUGAAACAGGUGGCUGUAACGACCACACAAUUAAAGCUAAUCUGUUUAUCGCAACGUGGACUAUUGAUCAUUCUCAUUACGGGGGUUCAGCUACAGAGUGCUUCGACAUUCACAGGGCCCUCACUGCAGCACUGGAGUGGUAGUGUGUCAUUUGCCGAGGAAGCAAAGGUUGUGUGGAGACACGGAGACAAACAAAAUGCUGUACCACGUCGUGCCGUACUGGAGCGACAUGAGCUACACGUUGCUGCGGCGGGAUUCUGGGAUGCCUGAGCCUUCAGCAUGCAUCAAGGAGGGAUUUCUGAUGAAGCAAACCAGCUCUUUUCAGAGAUGGAGGAGGAGGUACUUCAAACUGAAGGGACGAAACUUGUAUUAUGCCAAAGAAAGCACAUCUCACAUUUUCGAGGAAGUGGACCUGCGAGAGAUCAGCGUGGCAGAGAACAGCACCAAGAACGUCAACAACAGUUUCAGGGUCAUUACGCCAUUCCGCACCUUAAUUCUCUGCACCGAUACCCGUAAGGACAUGGAGGAAUGGAUCAGUGCCUUCAAGUCGGUGGCAAACAGGGACUUCUAUGAGGAGGGAGAGCACAUGCGGGACAUGUUGUCUGGCAUGCACAACUGGUAUGCCUGCUCUCACGCCCGCCCCACGUACUGCAACGUGUGCAGGGAGGCUCUGUCCGGUGUCACGUCACAUGGUCUUUCUUGUGAAGUAUGCAAAUUUAAAGCCCACAAACGCUGUGCGGUCCGUGCCCAGAACAAUUGCAAAUGGACGACAUUGGCAUCAGUCGGGAAAGAUAUCAUCGAAGAAGAUGAUGGAACAAUAUCUACUCCUCACCAGUGGCUUGAGGGCAACCUACCAGUCAGUGCCAAGUGUGUAGUGUGUGACAAGACCUGUGGGAGCGUACUGCGCCUGCAGGAUUGGAGGUGCCUUUGGUGUAAGGCCAUGGUCCACUCGACUUGCAAGCCCCAGUACCCAGCCAAGUGCCCACUGGGCCAGUGCCGGCUCUCGCUCCUGCCCCCCAUCUCCCUCAACUCCAUGAGCUCAGACGGCUACUGGCAGGCCACACGGCAGGGCUGCAGCAGCCCGCUGCUGGUCUUUGUCAACUCACGUAGCGGCGACAACCAGGGCGUCAAGUUCCUGCGCCGCUUCAAGCAGCUGCUCAACCCGGCCCAGGUGUUUGACCUGAUGAACAGUGGCCCCCAUAUUGGGUUGCGGCUCUUUCAGAACUUUGACACCUUCAGGAUCUUAGUGUGCGGUGGUGAUGGCAGCAUUGGCUGGGUAUUAUCGGAAAUUGACAAGUUGGACCUUCAUAAACAGUGCCAAAUAGGUGUUCUACCUCUGGGUACGGGUAACGAUUUGGCCCGUGUGCUGGGCUGGGGAACCGCCUGCGAUGACGACACGCAGCUCCCGACCAUCUUGGAGAAACUGGAGCGGGCUAGCACCAAGAUGCUUGAUAGGUGGAGUAUCUGCACCAAAGAGUCCCCCCUGCCGACCAGCAGACGGUCAGCGGCUGGUGCCACGGCCGGGGACCUCAAGGCAGACAGCAUGGAUGUCUCGGACUCAGCAGAGAGCAAGGACAAGGAGAUGAUCACCGCCUACGAGGACUCAGUGGCAGCUCACCUGACAAAGAUACUGCACUGUGACGAGAACACGGAUGUCAUAUCAUCAGCCAAGGUUUUAUGCGAGACGGUCAAGGAUUUUGUGGAGAAGGUCGGCCGUGCCUAUGAGCAGAGCUGCCCCACGGGAGAUGCACAAAUCAUGAAAGAAAAGUGUGCCGUUUUGAACGAGAAACUGAAGCUUCUCCUCCAAACCCUGGAGGAUGAGGCUCAAGCCACGCCCAUCCCUCCUGGCACCCUGCCCCCAACGAUGGCGGCCGCCACCGCUGCUGCUGUUACUGGCCCCUCGCUGGAUGAGGCCUGCAAGGACUCCUUGCACGACGGUGACACGCUAGAGCAAAUGACGGGGCCCUCCACCUCGGGCAAGGUCUUUAAGCCCCGUGACGCCCUGAUGUCCCGGGCCAACAGCCUCAAGAAGGCCGUGCGGCAAAUCAUCGAGCAGACGGAGAAAGCUGUCGACGAGCAAAAUGCCCAGACGCAGCACCAUGAGGCAAAAGCAAAGGCCCUGGCAGAUAAAGCAGCCAUGGCAACCACAAGCAGCCUUCCCAGUGCCCCCACUGUGACCACAACGACUGCCGAAGUCUACCCUCUGCCUCCUCAACCCACCAUCACCAUCGUGGCUCCGCCCGCGGAGGAGGGGGAGGAGAAAGAAAAAGAUGACAGGGCGGAGAAGGAAAAAGAAGGAGGCGUGGAAGGGGAAGAGAAGAAAGGCGGGGAAGGAGAGGCGUCUGCAACCGAGUCUGGCAAGGAGGCUGGUAAGACGUCCUUCUCUGUCUUCACGUCCGCCACCAAGGCCAAGAUUGAGCGCAAGAAGGCCGAGCGAGAGCAGCUGCGGUCUCCUCGGACGCGACGAGUCAGUCGCGGGAGCACUCUCUCGCCGGGCCCCGUGGGCCUGGCCCACCGCUUCGGCAGCAUGGAGAACAUAGCGUACCUGCCAGGUUUGGACACACUUUUGGGCCCAAGUCUAGGAAGAGGAAACACCAUGCUCAGUAAAAGUAUCAGCGGCCUCUCUGGUGGUUUCGUGGGCGCCGGUCUCAUCAGCAAGGUGCUGUUGGCCAACGCCGACGCAUUGUGUGCCGCCGCCUCGCCGCUCAUGGACCAAGACAUUGAAUCUGUCGAGGGGUACACAGAGACCUGCGUGAUGAAUAACUACUUCGGCAUCGGCCUGGACGCUAAAGUUACACUGGAUUUCCACAACAAACGAGAGGAGCACCCAGAGAAAUGCAGUCGGACCAAGAACAUGAUGUGGUAUGGCGUGCUGGGCGGCAAGGAGCUGCUGCAGCGGACCUACCGCAACCUGGAGCAGAAGGUGCAGCUGGAGUGCGAUGGCCAGCGCAUCCCGCUGCCCAGCCUGCAAGGCAUCGUGGUCCUCAACAUCCCCAGCUACAUGGGCGGGGCCAACUUCUGGGGCAGCACCAAGGAGGACGAGACCUUUACAGCGCCCUCAUUUGACGACCGAAUUCUGGAGGUGGUGGCGGUGUUUGGCGGGAUGCAGAUGGCCGUGUCUCGGAUGAUCACACUGCAGCAUCACAGAAUAGCCCAGUGUCACGUGGUGAAGAUCACCAUUCUGGGUGAGGAGGGGGUGCCAGUGCAGGUGGACGGAGAGGCUUGGGUCCAGCCCCCAGGAUUCAUCAAGAUCAUCCACAAGAACAGGGCGCAGAUGCUGGUCAGGGAUAAGGCCUUUGAGAACACCUUGAAGUCGUGGACGGACCGCAAGAAGCUGUGGAAGCAGCUGCAGCCACUGUCGGAUGAAGAGGUGGUGCUGGUCAGGCACUUCUGCGAGACGGUCAACAGCCUGGUCACGUGCAUUCAAAGAGCUGCAGAGCAGAACCGGGCCAUUGAGUCUGGCCUGAUGCACUACACGCAGUUCGUGACCACCACCAUGGACCGAUUCUGGGGCAGUGAGAAAGUCGGAGAGGGGACCAGCCGCAAAGCCCUGAUGGAACUGGUCAACAGCGUGCGCAACCUGCACAGCGAGACCAGCCUCUUCCUGGCGGCCAAGGCCUACACCACUCGGCUGAGCGACGAGAUCCUGAACCGGCUCAACAGCGCCGUCUCGGCCACGGACGUGGAGCUGCGCAAGGUCAUGCAGAUUGAGGGCGCCUUGGGGUUCCCAGAUGACGAGCCUCAUCAGCCGGAUGCCUACAUCAAGCGGACCAAAGGCCGUUUCAAACUGCCCAUGGUGUCGCGCCUCAAGAAGCCGACCAAGAGGGAGUUGAAGCCGGCCCUGGCACCAGGGAGUCCCGGGGGAUCCUCAGAGGGUGCUUCUUCGGGUGAAUCGUCCCGAGCCUGGACCCCCCAGCAGGUUGGCCUCUGGCUGGACAGCCUGUCCCUCGGGGAGUACCGUGACAACUUCAUCCGCAACGACAUCAGGGGAUCCGAGCUGCUCACCUUGGAGAGACGAGACCUCAAGGACAUUGGAGUGACCAAAGUUGGGCACAUCAAGCGCAUCCAACAAGCAAUCAAGGAGCUGGAGAAGAGAGACGGCGAACAGCCAGGGCCGUCGUACAGCUAGCAGCGGCGCUGCCAAGCAGAACCCUCUAUGCAGCAGAUUGGGAGAGAGGCUGCAGCUACAACGAACAUCCAUGUGGCGGCAACAGCGGGCAGCAAGUUGGAUACACGGCCGUGGGUUAAAGCACCAGUCAUUCCAUGAUCGUGCCUCCAAGCUGGAAUCCGGCAUGGUCAGCGUUCAGUCUCGGAGAAAUGUGGCGGUUCCAACUCCGUGCUGUGCGUUGCCAUGCACAAUGCUAUCCAGCAGUCUGACGUACCCUCGUAUGAUUUCGUAGACUAGACCAACCGUUGAUGACCGUUCACGAAUUGAUUUUAAUCAGUCUGUCAUUUAUCGUGGUUCUUGUACUUCUGUCAGGACCGCGAUUUCUCAGGAUUUUUCCAGGUUUCAAGAUGUCGGACCCAAAAUUUGUGGAUUGUCAGAGGUGUAACCAGUCAGGAUUCGCUACUGUUCAGUGCUGCAUACAAAGUGCAAAAUUCACAUACUCUCAGACUCGAAGCCAUUUGUGAGGGAUCUCACGCUUUGUAAGCUCACGUGUUGUAAGCUAUUUAAAAAUUAUUGAAAAAAAUCAGAGUAUUUUCUUGCCGUAAUUAAUGCCUCCAAGUGGAUGUUUCAUGGAUUUCACUUCAUCCCCUAUUUUUUGCUCCUGAGAAGUUAUUGCUGACUGCUGCUGGGAUGUGGCUUGCGGUCAAAGUUUCCCACAGAUUAAUCACUCCGUGCCAGUGUUCCCGGUACCGGGUACCUUGGAUCCGAAAUCGGACAAAGGAGUUGGGCCUUGUCACAGAAGACUGUACUCAGAACAAAAGACCGAGCUGCUGGGUAUUGCCAUCAUUUUUAGCUGGCAUUAGCAGAGGUAAUCUGUCAUUGUUUUGAAACAGUAUACUGAUGUUUGCGGCAUUAGGCUACCGUGGAUUAUCAGCGGGACAAAUGUGCUUCAGCACUCCAGCAAUGAGCGAUUCAGUAUUACUGCAUGCUAAUCUGGCCGGAUUUGAAAACACACCACUGCCAUUCAGCA
Acanthaster planci (crown-of-thorns starfish) is the source of this 6846-nucleotide messenger RNA. RefSeq names its product diacylglycerol kinase delta-like. Lineage: Eukaryota; Metazoa; Echinodermata; Asteroidea; Valvatida; Acanthasteridae. Gene Ontology annotation, biological process: phospholipase C-activating G protein-coupled receptor signaling pathway. Gene Ontology annotation, cellular component: plasma membrane. Gene Ontology annotation, molecular function: ATP-dependent diacylglycerol kinase activity; protein binding. The record is from RefSeq and is a predicted model, not a curated record.